GUUGCUUUUAUGAUUCGGUUUCAGUACAGCACGCGUCACUUGGGUGCCUCUUCUAGUGUUCGAAUAUUAGUACUUUAGCGUCGACAUCGCCACUGUAUCGUCUGUUUUAUCCAGAUGGACUUUACGAUUUCAUUCAAGUUGCCCAAAUGCCCAACGUGUUAUUGGUUCCUUUUCGUCUUUGGCACGGAGUGCGCAUGCACGAUCAUUAAAGAGCGUCGUGUUUCAGAAAGACGCUAGUACUCCGGAGCGUCAGCAUCAGCCAUGACUGAAGAACGAAACGGUAGACACCCGCCUCCCGCGUCUACCUUCAUCGACGAAGUAACCCCGAGUACAAGCCAUGAAGGCGGCGAGGGUGCUUCAGGCACAUCCGACGAUUACACUACGGGUCUUCGGCUCUACCUGGAAGCAGAGAGUCAAAAGCCAAUACCCAUGCCUGAUCCUACUAUUUGUGACGGAUACAUCAAUGACGCGUGGAAGGCGUUGAACAGCCGGACCGAUGCUACUGAUGUCAAUGAUGCCAGUGACAGCGGAAGCACCAAUUACGCGCCUGUAGUGACCACCGGCAGGGCCGAUCACGCCUGGCCCAGUACGAGUCGUGCUGGCAUCGAGAAAGUAUCGUCCACUACGAAAGACAUCGCAAGGCAGCAUUGCUCGGCCAUCCAAGAAGAGCUCAUCAACUUCUAG
Molecule: messenger RNA, 684 nt
Organism: Dermacentor andersoni
Lineage: Eukaryota; Metazoa; Arthropoda; Arachnida; Ixodida; Ixodidae
Source: RefSeq, a predicted model, not a curated record